AUAAAAUAACUGGUGUAUUUUAAAUUUUAGCAAUCAGCUCAGGAAAGUCGUAAACGGAAGAAAGAAUAUGUGGAUGGCUUAGAAACAAGGGUGAAACUGUGUACAUCUGAAAACAUCAAACUACAGAAAAAAGUUCAAACAUUAGAGAAGCAACAAAGGUCUUUAUUGGAGCAGAUAAAAAAUUUACAGUCUAUAAUAACAAAUUCAAGUGGAAAAUCUGUUCACACUAGCACAUGUCUUAUGGUUCUUCUUGUAUCUUUUGCUUUGUUCCUUUUACCAAGUCUUUUCCCAAGCUCAUUGCAGUCUAAAGUUCUUAUGCCUGGUAAAAAUGGAGUACCACCUGUUGCUGGUCGCUCUCGAGUUUUGCUGUCUUCUAAAGAUAAUGUAGAUUCAAGUCCUCUGACUCGAAAAAUGAGUGAUGAAAAUGUUUCCAGCAAUUAUAAAGAAUAUGCUCCUCAGAUGAAAGCAGAUUAUUUCCAGGAAUCUUACCCUGAUAUGCUAAAAGUUUUUGAUGAUGUUCCUCCUAUAAAAGUUGGAAAAUAUGGGGAUAUUCCUGAAUAUGGUUUGCACAAUCCUGGUCUUAAUGCAGAUACUUCUGGCUCCGCUCUGCAGAAUGAAAGCCGAUUUGUAGAAAUUGGUGGUGCUCCAGAUUCUAAUAAAAAUGUUGUUUUAAAAUUGAAAUAAUAUUUUACUAUUUUUGAAAAGGUUAUUGGUAAUGUGAGUAUUUGGGAAGUGAGAAAUGUGUUAUUGUUUAAAGAUUACAUAAUUACUGAAAAUCACAGUAAUUUUGCUGUGGAUAUGAAUUUAUUGUUAUUAUGUUAUAAAUUGUGUAGAGUCCCAGGGAUAUUACUAAAUAUGCCUUGAUUUUACUGGAAAGUAUGCACUAAUAAUUGUGCAUUGCCUACUUCAUGAUAAUAAAGGUUUCCUUUGUAUGAUUAUUAAUGUUGUUAAAAAUAUGCAUAUAUAUGGAAUUUUAGUAUAAAUUGAAGUUGGUUGAAUUGCAAUAUUAGAUAUCUAACUGCAUUUUGCUGAGCAAAUAGUAUAUGAUUGCAAUUGAAAUAAGUGCUGUAUUUUUCUUAACAAAGAAAUAAUUCAAUUCAUUUAAAAAAAAAAAAAAAGUCCGGUGAUGUUUUCAUUUGAUAUUGACAAUAAAACUGAAAAAAUAUUUUUCAGACAUUUUUAAUUAAACUCUUAAUUGGACAAUAAAUGCUCAAACUUUUUAUAUUGUGUGUGAGGAAGGCUUCCCCUACUAAGUAGUAAAAUGAAGGAUGUGAACUCUCAGCAUUCUAUAUUUAAGAUAAGUAAAUGAAGAAAAGAGUGUUGUCAUCUCUUGGUAAGUAUCAAAAUUCUGGAGUAUAUUAAACAACAUAUUUUGAUCAAUCAAAAUAUUACAGUCUUCUACCAAAAACAAUAUCAAGUCUUCUGUCACUUUUUGCUUUUACUAAGACAUGGAUGAUAUGAGAUUUUGGUUGGUAUUUGGUGCAUUUUGAAACCUGAAACUUUGAUGUUAGCUGUAAAUCAUUCAAUUAAGUGCUUGAGGUGAUGUUUCGUAAAUGCACUUCCCCAUCUCAGACCACAAAUGCUUGAAUAGAUUUAAGAUUUACGUCGUGAAAAGUUGGAUUUCUUUCAAAAAAUGCAGCAACCUUAGAGAAGUAUACGUAAUUACUAGUUCUCAUCUAGUAAGUAUUAUUAUUGAUUUGUGAGUCUGAGAGUUUCCCAGGAACGUUGCACAAAACUCCAUUUUUUGUUCAUGUGCCUAUUUUUUUUCCACAGUCUGACACAUG
Messenger RNA from Stegodyphus dumicola, 1784 nucleotides. RefSeq lists its product as uncharacterized. NCBI's taxonomy places the organism in Eukaryota, Metazoa, Arthropoda, Arachnida, Araneae, Eresidae. Gene Ontology annotation, biological process: regulation of transcription by RNA polymerase II. Gene Ontology annotation, cellular component: nucleus. Gene Ontology annotation, molecular function: RNA polymerase II cis-regulatory region sequence-specific DNA binding; DNA-binding transcription factor activity, RNA polymerase II-specific. The record is from RefSeq and is a predicted model, not a curated record.